Messenger RNA from Tuber aestivum (summer truffle), 1589 nucleotides. The record is from the annotation of a GenBank genome assembly. NCBI's taxonomy places the organism in Eukaryota, Fungi, Ascomycota, Pezizomycetes, Pezizales, Tuberaceae.
AUGGGUCUCCGGACAAUGGACAUCCACACCCCUACAAUCCCCUCUUCCUCCGCCACCACCACCGUCAAUGCACUCAUCUCCCCGGAGGACCCCCCCCAAACCCUGGAAUCCUCUAGAGCCUCUUUGAUGGCGCUGAUUUCCCGCCGUGACGCCCUGGAAGCGGAGCUGAAAGCUCUCGGGAGCGUCCUGGAUUCCGUACCUCCCCCACCUCCCCUUCGCACCUCUCACCAACUCACACUUCGUAGCACGGCGUGACGAUGACCACCCCCCUGACCACGUUCGAUGGCUACCCCAGGGACGACAUCGACGUCGCCCAGAUCCGCAUCACCCGCGCCCGCAUCAUUCCCCUACGCAACGAUUACAAAGCGCUCAUGAGCGAGAUUGAGAAGGGGUUGCACGGCCUGCAUGCGCUUUCCGCUCCCACUCCCGAUGCCCCUAUCCCUACCGCUAGCGACGGCAGCGGAGGAAGUAAAAGUGAGGCAGCAGAGGGAAUCAUUGAAGCGCCAUUUGCUAGGGUUAAUACCGUCGAGCCAGCCGGCCCUGCGGGCGUCGCUGGGGUUAGGGCUGGUGAUCUUGUCAAGAGGUUUGGCGGUGUCGGGGCUUUGGAUGGAGCUUCCGGAGGAGGUGGGCAAGAUGCUUUGGGGAGGGUUUCCGGGGAGGUUGAGAGGUUUGAAGGGGUGAGCACUUCUCCCCGUAUCGGAGGGAACGGGCGGAUUGCUGACUGGAGUCUCUCUAAUAUCUGACUACAGAGGGUUCUAAGGGUCCUCGUCUCCCGCCGUGACAACGACGGCGUCUGGCAGAACGUCAACUUGGAGAUUACGCCUCGGGCCGGUUGGGGUGGGAGGGGGCUGCUUGGCUGCCAUCUGUUGCCGGUUUAGUCUGUCUAUAUCAUGCCCUAUGCUUUGAAAUUGUUACCGCACUGCACUUCCGGCUCCACUGGUACGUUGGCCCACCAACCCCGUCGGACCAAAAAUCUACGAACCAUUGUGGGAUACUCUAAACCGUAGCCUUAUCACUUGAUUCCAUCCAUUCCACCAGUACUGCUCUUUGAUCUGUUCUCCUCUGUUUUGUGCAGUACUGUACUAAGACAUAUUUUUUUGUUCGCUCGGACCCCGCUUGCGCAGACCCAACCCAACCGGGGAAAAAGAAAAAAAAAAAACUCCUCUCGGGACAUAUGUAUAAGGGAAGAGAAGGAAAAAAAAAAAUUUGACAUCUACAGUUUUUCAAAAUCAAGACAUGAAAACACCCAAUAAUCGUAGCUCUUGUGGUGCUCUCUGUCCGUCCCGCAACGCCCGCGCCCACAACCCGCCCAACCGAACCCCGCAUCCAAAAGAGAACUAUUGGACUAUUAAGGAAAGAAGAGGAGAAAAAAAGAAAAAAAAUGAUGAAAAUGGAAGUGUAGAUAGAAAGGGAAACCAGGUAAAUUGACAUCAGACAUACCCUACUCGCGCAUCUUUGCCAACAAUACGGCCGGGUACAGAAUUUCGGUAAGAACAAAGCUCGAGUUUCCCGCCAAAAUCCUGCACCCGGACGAACUCUUGGUGAGGACCCUCGAAGUGCCAAGUAAUCCCAUUUCCAACUCCGACUCC